Paramisgurnus dabryanus is the source of this 2071-nucleotide messenger RNA. RefSeq names its product caspase-3-like. Gene Ontology annotation, biological process: proteolysis. NCBI's taxonomy places the organism in Eukaryota, Metazoa, Chordata, Actinopteri, Cypriniformes, Cobitidae. The record is from RefSeq and is a predicted model, not a curated record. Gene Ontology annotation, molecular function: cysteine-type endopeptidase activity.
CACAUGAUGCUGACUGCAUGAGACAGACUGUUAAUGUAGACUCACCUAGUGAACGGACUUACAUUAUGCUUACGUAAUUCGUAAUAGCAUUAGAUUUCUUUGUUUGACAAAAUAGAGAAGAUGUUUGCUUGUAGAUAUCCAAAAGACAGUGUGAGAAACAGGGCAUUAAUAGUCUGUGUGGAACAUUUUUAUUCAGAUGUGGAUCUAAUCCAGAGAAGAGGUGUAAAGAAAGACAUUAAGAGACUUCACAAAAUUCUCACCAAACUCGGUUUCUAUGUCGUCAUCAAAAAGGACAUUGAAGCAGAAGAGAUCUAUGAAGCAUUUAAAGCAGAAAGUGAGAAGGUGGUGAAAGAGUGUUUUGUGGGUAUCAUAUCUAGUCAUGGUGAGGAUGGUGUUGUGUUUGGUGCUGAUGGGAAUCCUGCCAAACUGGCCACCAUCUACAGCUACUUUGGAUGUCCAUCAAUGGUGGGCAAGAAUAAACUCUUCCUUAUUCAGGCUUGUCGAGGUCAUGCGCUGGAUGGAGGUGUAGAAGUAGAGACAGAUUCUUCAUCCUCAGAGGAAGAUGAGAGCAUAUCUGAGCUCUUUUCUAUUCCCAUCGACACUGCGGUUAUGUAUGCAACUCCACCAGGUUACGCUGCAUUCAUGCAUCCCCUGGGCUCGGUGUUCCUUCAGACCUUCUGUGAUUUGCUGGAAAUGGACGGAGGUCCAGAUCUGGAGAUCACACAACUAAUGACUCGGCUGAACAACCAGGUGGCUUACAACUUCCAAGCAAGAGGGAAAAUGUUGUGCGGUAAAAAGCAGAUGUCAUGCUUUGUGACACGAUUUACAAGAGAGGUUUUCCCCUUUGUGGAGAGCAGGACGGAAGUAACAGAAGACCAGAGCUUGAACUUUCCUUCUAGACAGAUUGUAAAUGAACCAGAAAGGUCAAGGAGGAUAUUCAGCUGAAGAUGAUGUAACUGAUACUGAUUGUAAAGAUUUUAUUGGGUUUUAUCUUGAAAAGACGUUCCUUAAGUCAUCUAGCCUCAUCUCAUCUUUUGAGAUUGAUAACGAAUCAUGUGAUGCAACAUCACUUACGACACAUCUGCAGUGGCUGGAAAUGAUUUGUGGGGAAAUCUGUACUGUACUGAUCUGUACUGUAACUGAGAACAUUUACAUUAUGUUUUUGCCUUUUGUUGGUAGCACUUUACGGUUGUAUUUGUUAAUACAUUAGCUAACAUAAAAUAACAAUGAAGAUACUUCUUGCAUUUAUUAAUCUCUGUUCAUAUUAAUUCUUGCAUUUACGAAUACAUUUUAAAAUCAAAAGUUGUAACUGUUAACAUAAGUUACUGUACAAUAAACUACUGUAACAUGAAUAAUUGUACUGGCAUUAACUAACAUUAACAAAAAAUUAUAAAUGCUAAAAAACUAUAUUGCUCAUUGUUAGUUUACAACCUUAUUGUAAAGUGUUACCCUUUUGUUUUUGUUUUUAUUAUAAACACAUUAUUCCAAACAUAUUUUAAUUGUAGUUAAAUAAUAUAGUAAAUAAUAUAGUUUUGCUUGUAUAUAUUUGGUAAAAAUGUAACCAAAAAUGGAAACUAUUAUUUGCUGAAUUAAAAAAUGAAAUCAGGAGCUAUAAUCAUCUAUGUUUUGUUACAGGUUAAAAUUAAUUAUUUUGCAAAAUGCAUUCAAAUCAUUAAACAUCUGUUAACAAUGCAAAUGUUAUAAUAAUGUAUGGGCUGAACAUAUUCAAAACAAAAUUGAAACGCAGGUUUUUCCCACCUGUAUGUGACUCGGAUUUCAUCACGGUUGCCCUUUGCUCUUGCUAUAGGCUAUUUGCUGUAUAAGGUGUGUACAAGAUUGCACAUUAUGUACUUUUUCAACUACUCAUGUGCUGCAUUGUAAAUCAAGGUGGAUUUAUCUGGAUUGACACCAGACCAAAAAGUAGGAUUUUAAGAGUUCACAUCAUGAGCUAUUGGUCACAAACACGUCUGCCAGAUUGCAUCAAAUAAUAUGAAAAGUGACUACUGCAACAGUAUGCAUGCUCCUGAAGUUGUUUUGCAUGUUCAAAACAUGGAUUAAAAGAUUUUUCUUG